GGGAGCCUAUUUCCGGAGAGACAAAAUUUUAUUGCACCGGACUACCUACUGGAAGCUAGCUGCUGGAAAAGAUGCGGGAAAUUUGACCAAUAUUCCAAUCUCUCUUGGCGAGCACCAGGAACUGAUCUGUUUGAAUGGACUUAAGGACUGGGCAGAAACUAAAUAAACCCCGAAAUUUUGUCCACUUGAACAUUGUCGAACGCUACGGCCUAGAUUCGUGGGAAUCCUGGUGGACGAUGAUUUUGUUAGGUUCUACGACUAUGUAUAUGACAGCCUCAAUUCGCGUCAAUGGUUUCAUAUUCAUCCGUUUGUUUCGAGAUUUCCUACUCACUCGCGAAGAGGCCUCUUGGCCAUUCGCCGUACGGAGUUUCUUUGUGCAAGUCGCAGAAUCAAGACGAGUGUACAAGGGACAAGCCUUGAAACUAUUGAAUUUGCGAAAAGAUGUAGUUGCUGAGCAAGCGAAAUUUUUAAGGAUUUACCCGUUACGAAAAAAGGAUGUUCCCAUAAUAGCACCAAUCGUAGAGCAGUGGUUCUCACACAUGGUUAUACCUAGCACUAGAGUACUAACUGUCGUUAGUUCUCUGCUAUUUUGUGCGGGAUCCCUUGACACUGACAAGCGUUCAGGCGGGAUAUUUUACCUGCAGCUACAUAAGUCCUCUGUAGUCCUCUUCGACAAACGAGCUACUGGUCUAUCGACAACAAUCUCAUCGUUGUACAUGCCUGCUGUAUAUCCAAUAUGGAACGCGUGGCAGUCGUCUCCUAUUGAGCACAGUGUCUCUGCAUACAACUGCCAUUGGUUUGGCCAUAAAAAACAUGAGUUCAUUGGUGGAUACAUACGGCAUAAGGAUACAAGCUUGGCUUGUGCUUUCCCUUCUGCGGGCUCUUUUAUUGGCUGUGUAAGUAUUUCAAGGGAUUCCACAGUUUCUAAUACAGCCAAUCAGCUUGAGCGCAUUGUCAGUUAUGACUCCUCGUCAAAGUGCUCUCCGGUCGUAUAUAGUUUUAUCGCAGAUUAACAAAAAGGUACUGUUAAGAGCCCAUAUCUGCGUAUUCGUACUUGUUCUCUGUCAGAGCUUAUACAAGGAACUGAGUUAGCAGUUUUGAUGUUUAUCUAACAAAAUGUUGCAGAAGAAGAAGACAAGCUAAAGCAUGAAUUGACUUCAAUUAAGGAGGAACCGGGUGUGCCAUCAAACGCAAUCGAAGACGGCAAUCUUGCACCGUCAGCUUCGUCCGCCUCCGUUCAGCAACUGGGCAAUAUGGACGGACCUUCGACGGAAAGGCGCAGCAGAUGCUCUUCCGCUAUAUCUUCAGUAGUUGAUGAAACCGGAUCUGUUGUUUGUGUUGAGAUUCUUGCGUUACCGUUAUCUCAAGGUUUUUCCUAUAUUUUGACCCAUUUUUUUCUAACUUGAAGCAUGCUAUUUGUUUCUUUAAGAUCUUGUAUAUUAUGUAUUACAUUAUACGAAUAACGCAUCUUUUGUAAAUGAGCGCUUUUCUUUCAGAAGACAUAACGAAAGCCGUUGCAGAGAGGAAACCAAACGUCCCCCAAAAGCCCAAAACAUAUUUUGAAGCCUUACGUUCUCUGCUGACCGUUACAUGUUUCAUCGACACGUUAUCUUUUGCAGCCAUAUUUGUAAUAAUAACAGCCUUUUGUCAGGUAGUACUUAUAAUUUAUGAAGUAUGAAGGUAUUUACCGCACUUACAAGCGCAGGCGAACUAUCGGCACGUGUUCCAAUGAUUGAAGUUCAUUUUACGUUCCGCUAUUAGAGCUCGAGUUGUGUUGUUAAGAAAUACAAUUCAUUCUUGUAAAAGACUCGUGCAAUACACAUACCUUCGAAAUUUCCCGCCUUUAUGAGUAAGGCAUAAGCUAAUGGCGAUAGUGAUAAUAGUCCGCUUUAAGUGAACUGGCCUAAAAAUAGCUUGGCAGAAUCGUUUACGCUUGCAAAAGCAUGAUUAAACAGAUCACGCUGUUAUAACAGCGCCUUAAAGUUAAAAAAAAAAUUGUUUUCGAAAGCUUUCUGAACGUCCGCUCAUAGGUUGCCGUGGACUACGCUGCUGACAAGCGACUCGGCAGCAAAACCUCAACGUGGUGCUUUCACACGUAUUGCGUCGGCGAUCUGCUUUUCCGAGGAGUAGCUGGCUUAUUGUUGAAAGCAAACCACUCUCUACAAUAGGUGUAAUGACAAUUGGUAGGCACGUCGGUCA
Messenger RNA from Varroa destructor (honeybee mite), 2199 nucleotides. RefSeq lists its product as uncharacterized. Lineage: Eukaryota; Metazoa; Arthropoda; Arachnida; Mesostigmata; Varroidae. The record is from RefSeq and is a predicted model, not a curated record.